Molecule: messenger RNA, 1424 nt
Organism: Kickxella alabastrina
Lineage: Eukaryota; Fungi; Kickxellomycota; Kickxellomycetes; Kickxellales; Kickxellaceae
Product: argininosuccinate synthase
Exons: 1
Coding region: 70-1320 (416 amino acids)
Biological process (GO): L-arginine biosynthetic process; urea cycle
Cellular component (GO): cytoplasm
Molecular function (GO): ATP binding; argininosuccinate synthase activity
Source: RefSeq, a predicted model, not a curated record
GAUUAUUUCUAAUUAUCACCCUCUUGUUUCCUCUCCGCCUGCUCUAUUCACAACAAACCUAAAAUAAAAAUGUCUUCCACUGUUGCUCCCGGCUCCAAGGGUAAGGUCCUGCUGGCCUACUCCGGAGGUCUCGACACAUCAUGCAUUCUCGUCUGGCUGAUUGAGCAGGGCUACGAGGUGCUCGCCUACAUGGCCGACGUCGGCCAGGAGGAGGACUUUGAAGCCGCGCGCGAGAAGGCCCUGAAGGUCGGCGCCACCAAGGUGUUUGUCGAGGAUCUCCGCCGUGAGCUCGUCGAGGAGCUGAUCUACCCCACCAUCCAGGCAAACGCCGUCUAUGAGUCCGUCUACCUCCUCGGUACAUCCAUCGCCCGCCCCGUCAUUGCCCGGUCGCAGGUUGCCAUUGCCAAGCGCGAGGGCUGCGCCUUUGUCUCCCACGGUUGCACCGGUAAGGGUAACGACCAGGUCCGGUUCGAGCUCGCCUACUACGCUCUCGACCCUAAGCUGCAGGUCAUUGCCCCGUGGCGUAUCCCCGAGUUCUACAAGCGCUUCCCUGGCCGUAACGCUCUUCUUGAGUACGCCGCCCAGACGAACGUGCCCGUUUCACAGACCCCCAGCAAGCCCUGGUCGACUGACGAGAACAUGUUCCACAUCUCGUACGAGGCCGGUAUCCUGGAGGACCCCAACGUCACUCCCCCCAAGGACAUGUGGAAGCUCACUGUUGAUCCCGAGGAGGCGCCCAACACGCCCGAGCGCAUCACCAUUACCUUUAAGGCCGGUAUCCCCGUGCGCGUCACCAACGAGGCUGACGGAACCGACGUCACCGACGCCCUUGAGCUCUUCCUGUACCUGAACACCGUCGCUCGCCGCAACGGUGUUGGCCGCAUUGACAUUGUUGAGAACCGGUUCAUCGGUAUCAAGUCCCGUGGCUGCUACGAGACUCCCGGAGGCACCAUCCUGCGCGCCGCCCACAUUGACCUCGAGGGUCUUGUCCUUGACCGCGAGGUCCGCGCCUACCGCGACGAGCACAUCACCCCGGUGUUUGGCAAGAUCAUGUACAACGGCUUAUACUUCUCGCCCGAGGGUGAUCUCAUCACCAAGAUGGUUCCCCUGACCCAGGGCAACGUCAACGGCUCCGUCCGCGUCAAGCUCUACAAGGGCACCGUCUCCAUGGAGGGCCGCUGGAGCGAGACUGAGACUCUGUACGACAUGGAGCAGUCCUCCAUGGAUGUCCAGGGUGACUUUGAGCCCACUGAUUCCGAUGGCUUCAUCAAGAUCCAGAGCAUCCGUCUGAAGAAGUGGGGUGCUACCCUGCAGAAGUAAAUUUGCGUUUGUAUGCGUUUAGACAAAGCAGACGGACUGUUCUCAUUUACUUAAAAAAAAGCAAGUUUUCUUGUUCUGACAAUAAAAAUAAGAUGUAUAUUUGG